Molecule: messenger RNA, 1784 nt
Organism: Andrographis paniculata
Lineage: Eukaryota; Viridiplantae; Streptophyta; Magnoliopsida; Lamiales; Acanthaceae
Exons: 3
Coding region: 27-1583 (518 amino acids)
Biological process (GO): regulatory ncRNA-mediated gene silencing
Source: RefSeq, a predicted model, not a curated record
CUAGUCGAUUUGUUGCUUUGCACAAUAUGGCCGGUGAAAACCCUCCCCGGGCUCCUCCUCAGGGUUCCUCCGCCGCCCACGCCCACCACCGCAAAUCCCGCUGGGAAUCCUCUUCAUCCGCCGCCGCCGCCGCCGACCAGAAAUCCAAACCCUCCCCUAAUCCCUCCGCCACUCCACAAAACAACAGAGAUCCCAACAAGAGACCUCUAGUACUCAAUAAUCCCGAUGGCCCAUCGUCGAGGCCUGAAAACCCUACCGCUGCCUCUGAGCUGAGGCCUUCUUUCCCGUUCGUCGAACCGCCGCCGCCCCCAGCUUACGGAUUCCACAUGCUCGAGCGGCGGAGCAUAGCCCUAGCCGAUGGUUCCGUCCGAUCUUACUUCGCUUUACCCCCGGAUUAUGAGAAUGCUCCUCUUAUGCCGCGGCCUGGUUUCCGUCCCCAACUCCACGGUUUCGGACUUGAUCGACCUCCUUUUCCGAUGAGUCCUGAAUUCCUCGGUUCGGAUGCUAGGGUUAGGAAUUCGGGACCUGAGAGUGGAUUGAAACGAAAAUUUGGGGAAGAGGAGAGGAGAGGGAGGGAUGAUGGAUUUGAGAGACAGAGGCAGCAGCUUCUGCAAUAUGGAAAUGCUAAUCCAAAUCCAAAUUCAAAUGCUAAUGUUAAUGUAAAUGUAAAUGUAAAUGUGCCGGGGCCGAGCGGCGUCCAUGAUUUUAGGAGAGGGGAAGAGGAGAGAGCUCCUAAAAACAUGAGAUUGUUUCAGGAGAAUGUAGGCAAGCUCAAGCAUAGUGAGGUUGAUCAGAAUGCAUUGAAGAAGGCGUUUCUCCAUUUUGUGAAAUUGAUUUUUGAGUCUGCACAUCAAAGAAAGAAGUAUUUGGCAGAUGGGAAACAGGGACGUGUGCCCUGCCUGCCCUGCGAAAGGUCCUCGAAAGAGUUUCCCGACACACAUAGUCUUGUUAUGCAUGCAUACAACACAGACAAUGCAGAUUCAGUUGUUGAUCACCUGGCUUUCCACAAGGCUUUAUGCAUUCUAAUGGGUUGGAACUAUUCGGUGCCCCCUGAUAAUUCUAAAGCCUAUCGGAAUUUUUCUGCGGAUGAUGCACAUGCUAAUCAGUACGACCUGAUUAUGUGGCCACCCACUGUCUUAAUCCAUAAUACCAUCUCAGGAAAAGGUAGAGAUGGACGUAUUGAAGGCUUAGGAAACAGAGCAAUGGAUAGUAUUCUUAGAGAUCUUGGAUUUGCGAGUGGCAAGUCGACGUCCUUACAUGCCCGAGAAGGCUUUUUGGGAAUGCAUGCGGUGAAAUUCUCGGGUGACGAAUCGGGGUUGAAGGAAGCUCUCAAGCUGGCUGACUAUUUCGAGAGGGAGAAGCGCGGGCUAAGGGAUUGGUCUCGUGUUCAGCCCCCGACAGUGGGUAAGGACGACGAGAACAAUCCGAAUCUGGUGAAAUUCGAUCCCAAGUCGCGGGAGAAGAAGAGGGUGUUCUAUGGCCAUCUAGCAACAGUUGCUGAUCUUGACAAGGUUAGUUAUGACAUCAGGAAAAAGGUCACAAUUGUGAGCAUGAGGGAAUUCAGGCAAUCCCAACAAAAAUAAAUGAAUAAAAAUUAAUUUUUGAAGAUGGUUUUACUUGUUAGGUAAAGAUUUGAGGAAUCCUCUUGUUUUCAGAUUUUGCUGAAAUUUCUUGUGGAGUUUAUGGUCAAAAAUUUGCAUUUGAAAUGCCUUUGCAUGUGUAUAUUGUAUUUAUCAAUGCACUUUUGAAUUUAAAUCUCUCAUAUAUAUAUAUAUAUAUAUAUA